Molecule: messenger RNA, 3393 nt
Organism: Amoebophrya sp. A120
Lineage: Eukaryota; Dinophyceae; Syndiniales; Amoebophryaceae
Source: the annotation of a GenBank genome assembly
CCGCAACGAGGGGUUAGUGGAGGUUUUGGUACAUGACCACACAGACAAGAGGGCGGAGCGGAAGAUUAAGUAUGUUCGUUCAACGCCGCCAGAUAGACACUGCACGUCGAGAAGAUCAGCAGUGAUAUGGUGCUACUAGCGAAGAUCCAGCAGGUAUUUUUUGCUGUGGGUACUAUAGGAGAGCUAGAACAACUACAACUUCUAGGAGAGGUACUUCUACCAGAGGCCGCGCCGCUCCACCAGAGUCAGAGACCAUGAACUACAUGAUGGCAGCACGACGCCCAUUUAUUUGCAGCGGUUCUCGGGAGAGCUGGCGGCGAUGGUGGUCGGCUUUACUACAACUUGCUCUCCUGCUCGGUGGAGAUGAAACAGAAACUGUACGAGGUUUCAAGGAAGUUGCCGAAACACCUACUUCCAGCACAGGAGGAAAGUUGUUGCGGAAGCACGAGCACGACGGUACCAUUAACGACAAGAUCGGUCCUCCGGUCCAAGAACCCCAAGACGAGGACCACCACGUCGAUGGUGCACCCAAGAACACACGGCCCCGGCUGCACGUGAAGAACAAGAGCCUACCGACGGCGCUCCUUCGCGUCGCCAGGAACUCUGCCGCUACUGGCGGUGACGGUAGGAACGCGUCUGCCGAGGGGAAACAGCUGCUCUGUGCGCUGCGUGACUCAGUCGAGUUCGCGUCGCCGCCGUGGGGUGUGGCGAAAAGAGGAGGAGCUGCGUCGAGUGGAGGAGGUCCUCGUUUGAAUGUGAAUGUCCUCGCGCCGGCACGGAACACCGAGGAGGACCUCCAGGCUGACGAGGCAAGAACAUCAUCCUCAGAACAACUUCUUCUAAAGCCGGGAGUAGACGCUGGAGUACAUCAGGAACAAGAAGACGCCUCUACUUUCUACCGCCCGCCUCUGCUGGGGAAGAGCUGCGCGAUUGUCUCGAGCAGCGGCGCCAUGCUUUUGCACGAGUAUGGACAUGAGAUUGACGCGCACGACUUCGUACUGCGAAUGAAUCGAGCACCGACGCGACGGUUUGAGAAGCACGUCGGGAAGCGAGAAAGCAUUCGCGUGGGGUGGGACAGCCCGCCUUUCGUACGGCAGUUUUGCAGAGAGCAAACGGCUGCAUUUAAUAUUUUAGCAGCGACGGCGGGAAAUAAGAGGAAGAGCCGCGCGGCCCACGGCCGCGUGCAGAAUAAAAAAGAUCAGCAAGAAGAAGCGGACGGCACUGCAGCCGCUGUAAACAACUCUUCACAUGAGAUGGACGACGAGACCGUGUACAUCAUGGCGGACGAAAUCCCGCACCCUGAAUGCACGCAAAUGCAAAACAAGCAGGCCGAGCUAAAAGAAGCAGUCCUCUUCAACGCCGGGCACGCCGCUGCUGCUGUGGCGGCCGACGAGACGACACCACCACUCUUUGAGGACGAAAUACAGAGCACGAAGGAUCAUGAAGAUCUACCGCGUCGGAGGACAAGUAGAACAAGUGCGUCGAUUGAAGGUGACGGAGCACUAAACAAGGUCGACGAGGGUCGUGAAGAAGAUGACUUUCUCGCGCACGACAAGGACAAUAAUUUGUUCGGCAACUACAAGAAUACGAGCAAAUCUUCUACACCCAUAAUUCGAAUUCCGUCCAUCUUCAUCAAGACCUUUCAGAACGUCGAUGCAGACACUGGAUCGCUCGGGCGCUUUCUUCUGGACGUUUACGGCCCCGGGGAAGCGCAGGCGCUGGAUGCGCGCACAACAGACCCGUCAUCGGGAGCGAAAUACGGGGUACUACGAAAGCGAAAUAAAAAUAAAGCUCUAGUAUCGAGGACGAUCGAUGUUGAAGAUGUGCUGGAUGUCGAUAAGUACAGGUAGUUCUCGUUUUCAUGCAUUGAUGAAGAUUUGUCUUGCAGCAGCGGCACCAGCAGCUCCUCACCACUGACGCCCCCUCGGAAGUCUAAGUAAGUUGUAACAGCAAGUAUGGCGCACAAUUGCAAUUGCUGCAGCAAGUUGCUGUAGCGCUAUCAAAUUUGGGAUAAAACUUUCGACUUCGGGUGGGUUUUGUAACCAUAGCUGCGCUUGUUCUUGUAUCGCCCCCUCACGCAGCUGAAAUAAUGAACACUAUCUCAGCUGCAACCUUUGCAGCCGAUAGGGAUAUGGCUUCUUUUUAUUUUUCGUUUCACAGGUGAUGUUGCUCGGAUACUGCGACCACGUCGAUUUUUACGAAAAGGCACCGUCGAAGGCGGCGCUUGUAUCCAAUGAAAAAUGAUAGAAAGCCGGACUACUUAUUGCAACAACCCCACCUCGUCAAAUCAUGGCGCAGACACCAUGAAGAUGCAGAGCGCGGUAAAUAGUAGGUACCUACUUCUACUUAAGUACACAAUCAUAGAGGACGUAAGCUCUUGAUGUUGAUGUCAUGCCAAAUAUAUUCCAUCUUCUCCUUGGAUACCUUGGGGCGAUAAACCAUUACUUCUCCCGUCCCGACGCUUUGCUCGACCCCGAAUCGGAUGAGCAGGAGGACACUGCAUCUAGUGCGGCUGCGGUUCUUUUCGCUGACACCGGUGUGGAACUUGUGCGGAGGACGACCGGAAGAAGAUCUUCGAAGCAGGAGCGCAAGAAAACAUCAUACCUCGACCAGGAACAGGAACACCAGCCUCUUAGUCCUCCGCACGACGUCCAGCUCCCGAGUACGGAGAACGAGCCGUGGGGCCAGGGGGCUGAAAUGAACUCCUGGCACGGGUUACUCCGCGCAGAGCACGAUUUUUUCCGUCGCGUGGCCAUGACACCAGCAGAAGAAAGCCUGCGAACCGGGAAACUGCGCAUCCAGGGGCUUGCGACCCUCACGGACGAGGACUGUCGACCAGGCUGAGAAUGAUGUACCGAAGAUUUGGGGCAGUCAUCUCUUUCUUGCAUUCUAGCGCUUCGUCUUCAACAAUCAACGAUACAAGUGCAGCGAACGGGACCGCCUGCGAAGCUGGACCGCCAGCACUCGCGAACGCCGCGGCUCGUGGGUGAUCGUGUCUACGUCAUGGACGCACGUGAAAAACAACAUCAAAUAAAAGUGAUGUAGUUAUGAAGUCAGGGAUCAAGAACAGAUUCUCGGCGAAAAUAGACCGCUUGUCGCUCCAUAUCAAUUGGUGGUCGGACGAGUAUCCAUCAUCCAAUCGGACGCAUUCAUCUUCAUAUAGUAGAGCUGUGCGCUACAAGAACAUCAACUGCGCUGCGUUAGAAGCUGCAAAGCCUGCUGCUCUUGCAGAUGCGAACAAAAGCUUUUGAGACCACGAAGGCGCUGACAAUUUUACGAGCCUGCGUUCUACUUUGGAGAAGUAGUAAACCUGUUGUGGAUAGCUUGGCAGCAUCAAAGCCGAAAACUCAUCCUCAUGCUAAGCCUAUGAUUAUGGCAGGAAAACCAGAUAAA